AUGCUCGUGCGGCUCGUGUUGGGACUUGUCGUCCUCAAAGCGGUGGUGGCCAGCCCCAGAUUUUCUAGACAAGUGGACUUGGACUCAUACGACAGUGCCAACUAUGAUCUAGAAAAUUUAAAUUUGGAGAACCAGGAUAUCUAUGACUACGAAGAUGUGCUGACAAUUGAUGAUCCUCAGAUAGAGAUUGGAACACUGGCUCCACCUGACUAUGACCACCCUGUACCAGAGGCCUCAUUGGAAGAACAAGAAGCAGAGGAGGAGGAAGAAGAAGAGGUGCCCCUAAAGCCCCAGCUCAUCCCUCAGGGUUCAGGGGGAUCUGGGGUUCUCAUGGGCCCAGACACACAGAAAGAGGUGGAGCUGCAUCUGGCACCCAUUGACAUCCUUCAUGUCUCCGGGGAUUUUGGGGGCUCCGUAGGGUCUGGGGCCUCAGGAACUUCUGGGGCUUCUGGGUCUGGAGGCUCAGGAGACCUAGUGGUCUCCGGCACCUCUGGGGGUUCUGGUGACAUUGUCCUGAUAUCCAGAGCCUCCGAGGAGCUCCUCAGCUCUGGGGGAUCUGGGGAAUUCUUGGUAUCUGGGGAUCUCUUGAUAUCUGGGGAUUUCUUGAUACCUGGGGAUCUCUCAGGAUCCGGGGAUAGCAUUGGAUCCGCAGCUUCUGGAGCCUCCGGGGACCUUGGCUCUGGAGGUAUUUCCAUUGAACUACCCCUGGGCUCUGGAGGGUCUGGGGACCAGUCUGGUUCUGGGAUCUCCGGAGAUCUCUCAAUCUCAGGGGACUCCGGAAUCUCUGGGGUUUCUGGGGACUCUGGUGAGUCCGGGGACUCACGGAUAACUUUGUUGUCUGGAGAGGAGGAGCUGCCCCCUAUUCACGAGAUUACCCCCAGUGAGGCAUCAGGUGCUUCUGGGGAGUUCUCAGGAACUUCAGGAACCUCAGGGGCCUCUGGGGAUAUUGUAGCCUCUGGAGACUUAGCCUCUGGAGUCACUGAGGUAACUCUGGUCCCUGACAUUGAAGAGGAGGAGCUGCUUCUGACUACACCAGCAACCCCUCAGGAGGGUACUGGAACUAGUGUAGAAGGGUCAGUUAGCUCUGAGUUGCCAGAAGAACCUGACGAGCCUGAUGAGCCUGUGGUUGACUGGGAAGGUAUGCCCACUUGCUUGCUGUGCACGUGUCUCGGUGGCUCGGUCUACUGUGAUGACUUGAAGCUGGAUAGUGUACCACCUCUUCCCAAAGACACCACUCACUUCUAUGCCCGCUACAACAGAAUCACCAAGAUCAACAAGUCCGACUUUGCCUUCAUGAACAAGCUGAAGAGGAUCGACUUAACCGCCAACGAGAUAACGUCCAUCGAUGACAAAGCAUUCUUGGGUCUGCCUGAGCUGGAGGAGCUGGUGAUUCGAGAAAAUCAUCUCUCACAGCUGCCUGCUCUUCCCGAGACCAUGAGCCUGAUUGAUGCCAGCCAUAACAACAUUGGCACCAAGGGUAUUCACAAAGAGGCGUUCAAAGAUAUGACUAGCCUGCUGUACCUGUACCUAACAGACAACCACAUUGACUACAUCCCUGUGCCUCUACCAGACAGCCUGCGAUCUCUACACCUACAGCGUAACAAUAUUCAAAUGAUGCACGAGGAUACGUUCUGCAACCUGAAAGAUUUCAACUACAUCAGGAACGCAUUGGAGGACAUCCGUCUGGACGGCAACCCCAUCAACCUCAGCAGGACCCCUCAGGCUUACAUCUGCCUGCCCCGUAUACCCAUCGGGGAUCUCAUUUAACCACACUGACACAUACCUUCACUCUUGCACACUGACUCUCACAACCACAUGCACACAUCUUUGUACAUAGACACACAAAACCACACACAAAGACAUGCAUACCAUUUAUCUCUCCUGAAACAAUCAAUUCAUUCCAAUAGUGCAUUUUAAAGCUGCCAUAAAUGCUGCUGACGUAUACUACAGAUCAGUAAAAUUCUGUGUGGAAAUAAAACACCCACAUUGUGAGUCAGAUUCUGGUGAUCAAGCACAUACACACUGCUCUGCUGCA
Molecule: messenger RNA, 2035 nt
Organism: Micropterus dolomieu (smallmouth bass)
Lineage: Eukaryota; Metazoa; Chordata; Actinopteri; Centrarchiformes; Centrarchidae
Gene: epyc
Product: epiphycan
Exons: 10
Coding region: 1-1767 (588 amino acids)
Molecular function (GO): protein binding
Source: RefSeq, a predicted model, not a curated record